AUGAAAACAAGACAAAUAACGCCGAGCCCUCUAACGAUUUCAUCAUCUUCAAAUCGUCCCGAAAAACAUUCGAAUAAUAACAUUAAAACUUGCUGCUUUGGAAGAAACUUUAGUUUACGAGUGAAAACUACUUUCGUAUUAAUUAUAAUGUUUCUCGGAUUGAUGGCACUUUGUCUGGGGAUUUUACUAGCUGCCUUUUUCGUGGUUUUUCAAAAUGUGGAAUAUCAACAAGCUAAAGAAGCAAGUAAACGAGUUUCUCGAGCAUUAUUGGACGAUUUGAAUUAUUUACAGUCAAAAGUAUUCGAAUUUGGAGCAUUUGAUGAUACAGUUUCCGUCUAUGAAAAUCUCACUCAGGAAAAUAUUGGAAAUUACACUGAAAUGUAUUGGCACUGUGUUUAUUUAAAUAGUGUGAAUGUGAAUAUGGCUUUUCUUUAUUCGAAAGAUGGAACUUUAAUUACAAAAGUUCAUUGCUUUAAGGGGCAAAUGAUAGAACAAGUUCCUGAUGAGUUUUCAAGUUUGGAAAAGAAUUCGUAUGGAAAUUUCUUUUUACAAGAUAUUGAAAAUGUUUGGAGUAGGAAAUCUGGAAUUUUAAUUCCAAAAAAGACAAUUUUUGAGAUGGCAACUUCUGAUGAAUCGAGGAAUUUCCUUUCGAGUUAUGAAUCGAAUGUGACGAAUAUUGUGUUGGUAGCUGCAAUGCCAGUGCAGAGUACAAAUUAUGAUUAUUCGAGAGGUUUAGUCUUGUUUGCCAAGUAUCAAUUGGAUGAACAUGCUUUGGAUAUGGCUGAAAGAACUCAACUUUGCAUGACCAUGAUGAAUUUGAAAAACGAAACUGACCUCUAUUCAUUCAAGGAAUCGAUUGGAUCGUUGGAUACGAAUGCAUUUUCGAGUGGAACUGAUUGGAAAGUAACAAAUAUUACAACCUCAUCCUAUUUAACUGAUUGGAUUGAUAACGAAUCGUCGUUGGUUCAGUUUUUGGACUCGAGUGAAGAAAAUUCAGUGAAAUUGAAUAAUCGUCAAUGUUGGAAAGAUAAUAUGAAUGAUGAAAGUUCUGUUUCCUUCAAUGCUGGAUCUCCUACCGAUAGAAUGGCUUCCUAUCAAGCAUUCUACACACUAGAUGGAGAAAAGUCACUCAUUAUUCGAUCCGAUAUUCCAAGAAAGACAUUUCAAAUAGGAAUGGCAUCAUUUCUAGUUGUUUGGUCAGUCAUGACUUUUAUGAUUGUUGUCAUGUCAAUUGCCAUUGUCUGUUUUGUGGAAAUGAUAGUUCUGAGAAGAGUCAUCUCACUAUCAAGUACUGUACAACGUGUGCACGACACUGUUAAUUAUGCAAUUAGAGCUCCAAAACUAGGAAAUGAUGAACUAGGUCAAUUAUCCAAAGAUCUUAACACCAUGCUCGGAGAGAUUGAACAUGUGCAAAAUCAACUCGAAAAGGACAAUACAGUGAUGCAGGAUUUAUUGGAGAAGACUGCUCUCGAAGAGGCCAAGAGUAGAUGCGUCAUGAAUAGUAUUGACGAUUUCAUUGUAACUGUUGACUGCUCAAAUGGCAUGCUUCUCAAUAUCAACCUCUCAUUUGAGAGUAGAAUCUUGAGAAAACAGAGAGCUUCCGUAAAUUUUGAAGCACUCCCCUUCAAUCAAGCUGUCUUUGCCUAUUUUAAGGAAAUUCCAUCAUUGGAAUUGCUUUUACAAAAAUUGGAAAAUCUUGCCACGACUGGAUCACAUUGGGAAACUACCAUUCUAUCAGGAUUUGGAUUGAAUAUUCCAGUACAUGUCACUGCUAAAAGAAUUAAGGUAAUUAUGGGUAAAUUCACACGAGUGGAUGCAUACAUGAUUGUUGCCAGAAAUUUGAGCGAUCAAAACGAAAUGAAACAAACCAUCAAGAACAAACAAGAUAAACUCGAUGAAAUGAAACAACAUUCUGACUUUGACAGAUACAUGACAGAUCCAAUACUAAGACAACAAUUUAAGGAAUUUUGCACUAAGGAACGAGCUGAGGAAAAUGUCAUCUUUUUGGAACAAGUAAUGGAAUAUAAGAAAUUAUCAAGAACUCACGAAAGAGCCAAGAAACAAAAGGAAAUUAUUGAAAUGUUUCUUUCUGAAAAUUCAGCAACACCAAUCAAUAUUUCAAAACAAGUUUUUACAACAGAAGUGAAGAAAAUUUUGGAAGGUUUUGGCCAAUUACAACUUUUUGAUAAUUUAGAAACAAUUAUUAAGAGUAUGCUCAUUUUGGAUAAGUUUAAGAGAUUUAUUUCACAAUUUGAAACAAGUCAAAUGACGACCAUUGAUACGGACAACAUGUCUAGCUCAGGAUCAAUCGCAUCAGAUGCCAGUUAUCAACACACUUUUACAUCAACUGAUUAA
Naegleria gruberi is the source of this 2355-nucleotide messenger RNA. RefSeq lists its product as uncharacterized. Gene Ontology annotation, cellular component: membrane. Gene Ontology annotation, biological process: signal transduction. Lineage: Eukaryota; Heterolobosea; Eutetramitea; Acrasida; Naegleriidae. The transcript has a single exon. The coding region runs from base 1 to 2355 and encodes 784 amino acids. The record is from RefSeq and is a predicted model, not a curated record.